Molecule: messenger RNA, 2383 nt
Organism: Cynocephalus volans (Philippine flying lemur)
Lineage: Eukaryota; Metazoa; Chordata; Mammalia; Dermoptera; Cynocephalidae
Gene: RBM22
Product: RNA binding motif protein 22
Exons: 11
Coding region: 115-1377 (420 amino acids)
Cellular component (GO): U2-type catalytic step 2 spliceosome; U2-type catalytic step 1 spliceosome; Prp19 complex
Molecular function (GO): pre-mRNA binding; metal ion binding; U6 snRNA binding
Source: RefSeq, a predicted model, not a curated record
CUAGACGCGUAAAUAAGACGUCGACAGGCCGGGCGCCGGCCUCGGGGCCUCCCGGGAUUGUGGCGGUCCUCUCUCUCAAUUCGGAAGCCGGCGCUGCCUCCGGACGCUCUCAAGAUGGCGACCUCUUUGGGUUCCAACACCUACAACAGGCAGAACUGGGAGGAUGCGGACUUCCCCAUUCUGUGCCAGACGUGUCUUGGAGAAAACCCAUAUAUCCGAAUGACCAAAGAAAAGUAUGGGAAGGAAUGCAAAAUCUGUGCCAGGCCAUUCACAGUGUUUCGCUGGUGCCCUGGGGUCCGCAUGCGUUUCAAGAAGACUGAAGUGUGCCAAACCUGCAGUAAAUUGAAGAAUGUCUGUCAAACCUGCCUCUUAGACCUAGAAUAUGGCCUGCCCAUCCAAGUUCGUGAUGCAGGAUUAUCUUUUAAAGACGACAUGCCAAAGUCAGAUGUCAACAAAGAGUACUACACACAGAAUAUGGAGAGAGAGAUCUCUAACUCUGAUGGAACACGGCCAGUUGGCAUGCUGGGGAAAGCCACAUCCACCAGUGACAUGUUACUCAAAUUGGCCCGGACCACACCCUACUACAAAAGGAAUCGGCCCCACAUUUGCUCCUUCUGGGUGAAAGGAGAGUGUAAGAGAGGAGAGGAGUGUCCAUACAGACAUGAAAAGCCUACAGAUCCUGAUGACCCCCUUGCUGAUCAGAAUAUUAAAGACCGAUAUUAUGGAAUCAAUGACCCUGUAGCAGAUAAGCUUCUAAAACGGGCUUCAACAAUGCCUCGUCUGGAUCCACCAGAGGAUAAGACUAUCACCACACUAUAUGUUGGUGGUCUGGGUGAUACCAUUACUGAGACAGAUCUAAGAAAUCAUUUCUACCAGUUCGGAGAGAUCCGGACAAUCACUGUUGUGCAGAGACAGCAGUGUGCUUUCAUCCAGUUUGCCACAAGGCAGGCUGCAGAAGUGGCUGCUGAGAAGUCCUUCAAUAAGUUGAUUGUCAAUGGCCGCAGACUCAACGUGAAAUGGGGAAGAUCCCAAGCAGCCAGAGGAAAAGAAAAAGAGAAGGACGGAACCACAGAUUCUGGUAUCAAGCUGGAGCCUGUUCCAGGACUGCCAGGAGCUCUUCCUCCUCCUCCAGCAGCAGAAGAAGAAGCUUCUGCCAACUACUUCAACCUACCCCCGAGUGGUCCCCCAGCUGUGGUGAACAUUGCCUUGCCACCACCCCCUGGUAUUGCCCCGCCCCCACCCCCAGGUUUUGGCCCACACAUGUUCCAUCCAAUGGGACCACCCCCUCCUUUCAUGAGGGCUCCAGGACCAAUCCACUAUCCUUCUCAGGACCCUCAGAGGAUGGGAGCUCAUGCUGGAAAACACAGCAGCCCCUAGCACAUUAUCACCACUCUGAGGCUCUAUGGAAGAAAGGGCACAUAAAAAUCCCAGUAAAUGAAUCUUGUCAUAAAUAUAUUUUUUCCUUCCUUUAUAGUUUCCAUGGUAGCUGAAUGUAUUCAAAUGUGGGUAGUCGGAGAACAACAGCCAGGCUUUCCUACACAUAUUCAAAGGAUCAGUGGACCUCAAAUAAGCUGCCAUGGACACAUCUGGUUACUACUGCAACAUGCUUAAUAAAACUUAAUGCCGUUUCCCCUUACCUGUGUAGGGGACAAGCAGAUGGGUGAAUUGGAAUGUCCAGUGGAGUUACCAUCCCAUUUAUAUGUUUAUUUUGUAUCUUUGGCGGGGAGGGGAGUGUAAUUGACCUGCAGUAAAAAAACCUUUUGACCAUUUUAUGUCCAUUGGAUAUUUUUCCUUUUUAUCAUCUAAAAAAAAAAAAUUUACCAGUACUAAUCAUUGUAGUGGCAUAAGUGUGAUUUAACUCUCUUGAAGUCACACCUUCAGAAAGACCGGUAAAGACCAGCACCUAGCACAGCUCAGAUCUUUCCUUUUCCUUGUUUAUUACUAAAGGGAUCUGACUUCUUUUGGUUUUACUUUUCUAUAUCACCAAAAAAAAAAAGAGAGAAUUAUUUUUUAUUCCUAUAGGAAUAAAAUACACAAUAUCAUCUAUAUUGUGGAAUAUCACAAAACAAAUUUCGUGGAGCUGUGCACCAUUGAAGAAACCUGGUGUCUGGGAUGAAAUUAUAACGAACUUCCUUUCUUUAACAAACUGAAGUGAAAAACAUUGGAGUGAAUUUGAAUGGAAGGCUUUGACCUACAGCUGGAACUCUGAUCUUCAGCAUUCACCUUCGUGUGUCUUCAGCGUCUCAUUGUAAUUUCCUGCUUCUGGGCAGGGAACUGUUUGGUCUUAGAAUAUUUGAAUGAACUGAAUGUAGAUGGUAAAGGAAAUUUGAUGUUGUGUUGUGUUUUUUGUUUUUAAAUAAUUAAAAUGGGUCAAUUUUCCAAA